AAGUCUAUACAUGUACGACCGAUAAGCGAUCGAUUGGGGGCUAAAGAUCGUCUCGUGAACACAGCAAUAUUUAGUGGAUUUCAAGCAUUUUGAUGCAUCUAUUUCGCCGAUGGGCUGGAUUUGAAGGCUCUGACAUUGACUGAGUCAUCAGGCUUCUGAAGAUGUCAGCUAAGAAGGAGAGCAAAUCGGACCAGCAGCUCCACCUAGCUGCUUUGCAGGGCAACCUAUCCCUGCUCAGGAGAUCAUUAGAUGGAGGCAAGGUGCAUGUAGACUGCAAGGAUAAGGAGGGCACAACACCUUUAAUUCUUGCCGCAGCCAACAACCAUCUUCAGUGUGUCAAAGAACUCCUGGAGCAAGGAGCACAGGUGGAUGAGAGAAGAAACACCGGUACCUGCGCCCUGUUCUUUGCAGCCCAAGGAGGUUUCCUAGACAUAGUCAAGGAACUACUUGACAAAGGAGCGUCGGUGGACCUACCAAGUCAGGACGGCGGUACACCACUGUUUGUAGCUUGCCAGUGUAAUCACCUAGAUGUCGUCAAGGAACUUGUUGCAAGAGGAGCUGAUGUACACCGGACUAUGAACGAUGGUGCGACACCACUCUUCAUUGCUUCACAGAACGGUCACUACAACAUGCUCAAGUAUCUCCUGGAAAGAGAUUGCGAUGUCAACCAAUCAAGAUUGGACAAGGCCAGCCCCCUGUGGAUUGCCGCUCAGAUGGGACAUGCAGACAUCAUCAGGGAACUUCUCUCCCACGGUGCUAAGAUUGAUUCUGCAAGAGAGGAUGGUGCCACUCCCCUUUUUAAGGCAGCUCAUAAGGGACACACUGAUUGUGUGUCGGACCUGGUCAGCCAUGGUGCUUGUUUAGGAUUACUGGAGAAUGGUGAGAGUGCUUUACAUGCUGCAGCUCUGUUUGGACAUCUCAAAGUCGUCAAGCAAUUGAUGCACGCUGGAGCAGAUGUCAAUCUCAAGAACAAGGAGGGCGCCACAGCUUCAGAUCUUGCCAGAGAUGCAGGGUAUGACAUCAUCUCAGACUUCAUUCACAUGUCCAAGCAGUCACCCCACACCACUGUAUGAUUGUGUGCAGUAUCAACAUACAUCAAGACACCCACGUGUGAGUUCCCAUCGUCACAAGUGGCCCUUUUCAAUCAGAGGAUAUUACCACACAAAUUGUCCUUACUGAUGACAAAAAGCGGUAGAAAAGAAAUCUCAAAUGGUUCCUUUUCUUUUUAACUACGCAAGGCUCUUUAUCUUAGCUCAGCAAAAUAACCACAUGUUUGUAAGCCAAAAAGAACAUUAGGAGCAAUAUUCAUUACAUAUAAACCCUGUGGAUGACAAGAAGACAUACACAUGUAGCAUAUGAAGUCAUAUUGUGAAAAUAUUGAACCAACGACCAAUAGCAUGAUCCCUUUGUAGUAGUGUAACCGCGGCAUUAAAGUACAGUGUUUAUGCUGUGAUGCAGAAGCCCAAGUAAUUCUAAUAUCAUGUCAUUGUCAUAAAAAUUGGAGUCUUGCCAUACAUCCAAAUGAAAUGAGCAUUUUGACAUAAAAGAUGCAAGCAUUAAGUUUGAGAUAGUUUCCAUGAAAUUUUAGUUUGGUGUUUUUUAUUUGUAUUUUUAUAUUGAGGUCUUCCUAAUCAAAUGUAAAAAUACUUUCCUACUCUUGGUAUCGCAGGAGUAUUUAAAUUUGAUCAUUCAGCAAUAUUUUGAUAAAUAACUGCCUGCAUUUGAACAGUAAUUUUGUUUU
Molecule: messenger RNA, 1741 nt
Organism: Patiria miniata (bat star)
Lineage: Eukaryota; Metazoa; Echinodermata; Asteroidea; Valvatida; Asterinidae
Product: ankyrin repeat domain-containing protein 29-like
Exons: 10
Coding region: 162-1073 (303 amino acids)
Molecular function (GO): protein binding
Source: RefSeq, a predicted model, not a curated record